AUGAACAAAGUGGGCCCCUCAGCUAGCGGCCUGGACAAGGACCAGGAAGACAUCAUUGCAGAAAACAUCCUGAAACGAGCCGAAAUCGCCCGAAUCACUAGACAGUUGCGCUCAAAGCUUCUCAAGGCUGGGAUCAAGGCUAGAAUCGAUAAUGGUAUUCCUGUGGACCUUCCGAGUCGGUCUGACAGCUCGUUGCCGUCUUCGCCGGCGAAUCCACUAAGGGAUCCUGUUUUCGUGCCGUCAUCCGCGCAGAGAAAACGCCGGUCAGCUCACGAGAAGGAACUAGACACACAGAAUGAUGAGAAUGAUCACGAUAACGAGACGGACGACUACGUGUCACCCUCGAAGAAACAUCACAACGGAAACCUUUCCUCGUCACCGGUGUUCAGAGAGUCUAAUUCCACACCGGCUGUUCCGCAAACUCCCCCAAUGAGCUCACGAGCUCAACUUGCAACAGCUACUACACCCGAAAUGGCUAGGACGCCUGGAAAGGAGCUUGAAGAGGGUUCAGCCCAGUCUGCAUUGCAAAACGCCAUCUUCGCUACGCCCAAGGCCAAGCUUAUCCGCCAUCCUUACGAGUUCAAAACUCCGACCUCACUAUCGUCUAGACUUCUCGCCAAUCAAGCGAUAGGUUCCAGCUCAGCUGGCAGGUAUGAAAAUGACCAGGAGGAGGGUGCUGACCUGCUGAUGUUUCUGGCAACAUCACCUUCCCCGGCCUACCACAAGGAUAGAGAUACUUCGUACAAUGGCUCCAGGAAUGCUGUCACGAGCCCGAAGACGCUUUCUUUUCAAAAUUUGAAUUCUACGCCGCCCCGGCCCGAUGCGGCCAAUAUGGCUUCUCCGGACCCGAUCAAGGCAGCCAAUCAGCAUCACGCAAAUGGCAGUUCGAAUGGGGCUCAAAGUGGCUCAGCUUCGACUACGAAUCAGAUAUUGAUUCAGCAUUCUUCUUCUCCCCAGCACUCGCGGUUUGCGACUCCCGCCGCACCAAACACACCAGGUCGUCACCACAAGCUCCAGGUGGGGCCUAAGACGCCCGGGUUCAGUAUGAGCGAUUAUGUGAACCUUUUCACACCAUCCCCAAGGUUCAGCAGGACCCCUGACUCUCACAAGGUGGGCACAGGGACGUUUUUGAAUUUAGGAAAGGAGGGUCCUUUCCGAAGCCUUGAUCAGCAGCUGACUGAAAAUGACUCUGACCGGAUUUUCUGA
Kuraishia capsulata CBS 1993 is the source of this 1206-nucleotide messenger RNA. RefSeq lists its product as uncharacterized. The record is from RefSeq and is a predicted model, not a curated record. The transcript has a single exon. Lineage: Eukaryota; Fungi; Ascomycota; Pichiomycetes; Pichiales; Pichiaceae. The coding region runs from base 1 to 1206 and encodes 401 amino acids.